AUGGUUCGCCACAUUACGAUCGCCACAGCCCUUGCCGCUAUGACCGCCCUGGUUGGCCAAGUGGGUGCCAACCCCAUCCACCUCCCUCGCGAUGGCGAGACUUGCCUCGAGGUCACCAAGUGGACUAUGGAAUGGUACGGGGAGCCGUUCUUGCUGGGUAACGCCGACCCCGUUGGCGAAAUCGAUUCGAUCCUGGACAGUUCAUCCUGUCGAGAAAACGCCUGUGAAACCUACACGAGUGCCGCUUUCGAGCAUCCGUUUGCAAAGCCGGGGGCCGACGGCGAGGACCUCUUUAUGGCGUCGUACCGCAUUCAGAUUGGCCAAGUCACCAAGUUCAAUGGCCUGCCAAUGAAACAGGUCAUGAAAGAGGCCAUGAAUGCUGGAAUCAGGAAGGUCAGCUCAUGGGAAAACGUCCACUGGCAGACCUAUGCCAGGUCUGGAGCCGGCCCAUUCGGCGGGGAUGCCCAGAGGGCCAAGGAAGGCUGGCAGUGGCAGAUGACUCUCCCUGGAAACGCCUUCCUGCUCUCCUACGAAGACAUCAACGGCUGCUCUGCGUAUAGCAUUCGCGUCGACUUUAUCGACACCGACAGCUGCGGCGCGUGGCCUAUGACUGAUGUCCUUGCGGCCACUUUCGGUUUCUCGGGAAUCACCAUCCCCGACGGCACGGGAGACGCCUGGGACGAGAUUAAGAGGUUGCAGGAGAGCAACGCGGAAGGCAACAUCAGGAUUACGACCGACAACCUUACCCCCAAGUGUUAA
Molecule: messenger RNA, 759 nt
Organism: Apiotrichum porosum
Lineage: Eukaryota; Fungi; Basidiomycota; Tremellomycetes; Trichosporonales; Trichosporonaceae
Exons: 1
Coding region: 1-759 (252 amino acids)
Source: RefSeq, a predicted model, not a curated record